UCAGAUCAUCAUUUUAGACAUCUACAAAGACCCCCCACCGCAGUUGCCCAUUCCCUGCGGCACUUGCAUAACAGCACCAGUACAUGGGGCGAGGACCAUGAUGUCCUGGGGGUGAUGGCCCUGGAUGCCCACCUCCCAGGGCACCCUAUCGACUCUGCUCAGGAGCUGUGGCCCCCAGCGCCCGCUCCCAGCUUGACCUUGCUCAGCGGCUGCUCGCCGGAGAUGUGAACGCUGCAGGGCAGGAGGGCCCCCACGCCGGGGGAAGAGGUAGUGGGGAUAAGGCCGAGGCUCCUUCCCCUUCCCGGCUUCAGAACAGUGUGGGACAUGUCCUGCAACGGGCCUGGAAGCCGAGACCUCUCCCGUGGGAUGCACGGCAGGGGCCAGCUCCUUCCCCGAGAGGCCGCAGCUUUCCCGCCGCUCCCGGGGCACGCUCGGCCGCCGCCCGUCCUCCCGCAGCUCCCGCACCGGCACGAGGCAGCCGGGGCUGGGGACGAUCCAGCUCUCCCUGCCUCGCCCGGAGCCCCCCGUUCCAGCCUCCCUCCCUCCUUCCCUCCCUCCCGCCCCGACACGUGCGGCCCCGCCCCGGCCCCGCCCCGGCCCCGCCCCCCCGGUGGCGGCGGCGGCGGCGGGCGGAAGCGCGCGGCGUGUGGCGGCGCAUUCGCGGCGCGGGAUGGACCCGCCGGCCAAGGAGGGGCCGCUCCUGGUGCAGCACAGCCACAAGUUCGGCACCAAGAGGUGGAAGCGGAGCUGGUUCGUGCUGUACCCGGCCAGCCAGCACGGCGUCGCCCGCCUGGAGUUCUUCGACUGCAAGGAGCCGGCGGCGCCGCCCGAGCGGCUGGGCACCAGGCGGCUGGACAAGACGGUGGUGCGGCUGGCCGACUGCACCAGCGUGGGGCCCGUGGCCGAGAGCGGGCCCCGGCCCGGCACGGCCGUCUUCCGCCUGGAGACCAGCGACAAGAGCUACCUCUUCGCGGCGGAGAAGCAGCAGAGCGAGGAGUGGGUGGCGAAGCUGUGCGAGAUCGCCUUCCCGGGAAAUGGCCCCAGCGAUGCUGGCGUGGCGGCCCGGCGUGGCAGAGAAGGCAGCGGGGAGGCACCGGCCCUGGAGAUGGCCGUGAACUCCAUCUACUACUCCAGAGAUGAAGUGAACACCUUCUGGGUGACGGUGCAACGGACCGAGGCUGCGGAGCGAUGCGAGCUGCGUGGCUCCUACGUGCUCAAGGCGGAGCGUGACAGCCUUGUCCUGAAGGACCCACGGACAAAUGAGAUCCUCUACGUCUGGCCCUACCGUCUGCUCCGGAGAUACGGCCGGGACAAGGUGAUGUUCUCCUUCGAAGCUGGCAGGCGCUGCGACUCCGGCCCAGGGAACUUCACCUUUGAGACCAAGCAGGGCAAUGAGAUCUUCCGCCUGGUGGAAGCCUCCAUCCGGGAGCAGAAAGCGCAGGUGGAGGAGAACCGGCAAAGCUGUGACUCGCUGGAUUCGGACAGCCCCAGCGUGGUGCUGAUCCGCCAGGCCCUGGCCGACUCCCUGAGCCUAGAGCUGCCCGCAGAGGGGGAUGACGCCCUGGCACCCAAAGUGGGGCUGGUGCCCAGGCCCAGUGUGGCGGCAGAGGAGAGAGACGCCACGUCUCUGCUGAAGACCCGGACUCUACCAGAGCUCCCUGUGCCACAGCCCAAGCCGGCGGUCCCGAGCACACCCCCGCGCUCCCCUCUGCCAAAGGCGCCCCGUGCCGUGCUGCCGGCCGAGGACCCGUCCAGCGUGUACUCGGAGCCCCUGGACUCGGUGAAGGGCUUCCGUCCCUGGCUGGACCCGCUGUACUCGGACCCCAUAGACAGCAAGCCUGCGAGCGGGACCAAGGCGCCCAGCGGUGCCUCGGACGAGACGAAGCUCCGGCUGCCGGCGCCACUGUACUCGGGCACAUACGAGCAGGUCCGGGCUGAGGGGCGCAGCCAGGCCCCCGCCAUGCCCGGGCGGAAGGAGCACAUCUACGAUGAGCCCGAGGGUCGCGCUCCCCGCUCGUUGCCACCCCCCACCUGCAUCUACGACGAAGCGCGGCCCACGGGCGAGGCCUGGCGCACCCAGGGCCACGAUGGCAGGGGCGGCUACGAGUAUCCUUACAACCCCAGCACUGACGACUACUCGGUACCUGCCUUCCAGGCCAAGGCCAAGGGCCCCAAGCCGCUACCUGCCCCCAAGCCCCAGGCAGCCUUUAUCCCCAAAGGUGGCGAGAGGAGCGGGGACCUUAGCAGGCGGCGGGGGAACCCCGCUCCUGAGAAGGUGGCUGUCAAACCCAGCCUCAACAGCAGCAACAACAACAACGUGGAGGUGCUGUACAGCCAGGUGGUGAAGCCCCAGCCCCUGCAGAAGAGGGAGCAGUCUGUGGAUGAGUGCAGCUUGUCGCCUGUCUACGAGGACCUAGGAGAGAUAUAGCGUGCUGCUGCUCUGUACCUGCCCGGGAGGGACUGGGGGGCACAGGCACGUUCCUGAGCAGUUGCCGGCUGCUGUCCUCCACGGGUCACGGGGGUGGCUUGGGGCUGGGGACUGUCCUGGCUCAGGCAGAGUGCGUCUUGCUCACCAGCGCUUAGGGGGCUGCCUUUCCCUGGAGGUCCUUUCCACAGCGAGAGCAAGAGAGCUGUGGCUGGAGCAGGUGCCAGCGUGCUUCUCCUGCUCUGGAGCUGGCUCGGCUGCUGCCUCCUGAUCCACAGGAGGGCUGGCCCUAUUACCCUGCGCCUGUUGCUCUGGCUCGGCGCUGGGUCCCUCUCUGACCAGGCUGCAGGGCAGGGAUGCCUGUUGCGGUGCACGGAAGACUGCUUGCCAUCAGUCUCCAAAAAUAUUUUUAUACAAGAUUAUUUUAAUAU
This is a messenger RNA of Chroicocephalus ridibundus (black-headed gull), 2856 nucleotides long. RefSeq names its product docking protein 1 (gene DOK1). Gene Ontology annotation, biological process: positive regulation of MAPK cascade; cell surface receptor protein tyrosine kinase signaling pathway; Ras protein signal transduction. The record is from RefSeq and is a predicted model, not a curated record. Gene Ontology annotation, cellular component: cytoplasm. NCBI's taxonomy places the organism in Eukaryota, Metazoa, Chordata, Aves, Charadriiformes, Laridae. Bases 671 to 2428 code for a protein of 585 amino acids. The transcript has 5 exons.